This is a messenger RNA of Grosmannia clavigera kw1407, 5250 nucleotides long. RefSeq names its product phd transcription factor. Bases 1 to 5250 code for a protein of 1749 amino acids. Lineage: Eukaryota; Fungi; Ascomycota; Sordariomycetes; Ophiostomatales; Ophiostomataceae. Gene Ontology annotation, cellular component: nucleus. Gene Ontology annotation, biological process: chromatin remodeling. Gene Ontology annotation, molecular function: histone demethylase activity; DNA binding. The record is from RefSeq and is a predicted model, not a curated record. The transcript is spliced from 6 exons.
AUGAUGGCGAUCGUCCCUACGCUGCCCGGCUCCGGCUCUUCUGCCUCGGGUGCUGGCGGUGGCGGAGGAAGAAGCAGCAGCAACAACGGGGGCAGUACAGGCUCUGCAGGCGACCGCGCUGCAUCAGGAGCCAAGUCCGCAGCUGUCGGAGGAAGCAAGAGCGCGGGGAAGAGCUUGGCGAGAGGCGCCUCGGGCGCAAAUUCCCUGGCAUCCGGAAGCUCUCGGGCCUCUCCUGCUAUUGGCUCCUCCGCAGGACAUCCUGGCAGCUCCUCCGGGUCCAGCAAGCACAAAACCGCCCAUACCAACGCUUGCCACGGCAACUCGAUAAACACCCCCCUCCCACCGCCGCCUCUCAGCUCCAUGGUCAGCGCGGCAUUGGAUCUCAAAUCCGUUGAGCGUCGCGGACAGCCCACGGCCAGCCGAGAACCAGGCAGAAGAAAGAACAGACCGCAUGAGCUUGAAGAGGCGCCGACCUAUCGUCCAACCGAAGAGGAAUGGAAGGACCCUAUGGAGUAUAUGCGCAAGAUUACCCCCGAAGCACGCAGCUAUGGGUUGUGCAAAAUCAUCCCACCUGACUCUUGGAAUCCGCCAUUCGCCAUUGAUACACAGAGGUUCCAUUUUCAGACGCGCAAGCAAGAACUGAAUUGUGUCGAAGGCAGCACACGCAUGAACCUCAGCUAUCUUGAAGGGCUCUUUAAAUACCACAAGAACAUGGGCAAUAAUCUGACUCGUUUGCCGUACGUGGACAAGAAGCCCCUCGAUCUCUAUCAGCUAAAAAAGGCUGUCGAUUCCCGAGGUGGCUUUGACAUGGUCUGCAAGCUCAAAAAAUGGGCCGAGAUUGGACGCGAUCUCGGAUACAGCGGAAAAAUCAUGUCAUCUCUCUCGACAUCGUUGAAAAACUCGUACCAGAAAUGGCUUUGUCCCUAUGAGGACUAUCUCCGUAAGGCCAAACCGGGCGUGCACCAGCAGCUGGAGAUGGAGAACGGCGGUCCGUUCGUUCCAAGUCCUGGGGCAAGUCCCUUGAAGCGGUCGACUGUCAACACGCCGUCAAGUGCACGCGGUGAUUCACCUGUGCGCCAAGCAAGCGACGCGUUCCAAGUGUCAUUAUCUAGAAACACGGACGGAAGCGAUUGCGAUACUCCGGCAACUUCAGAGAGCACUCCUCCUGCCUCAGCCUCGGGAGGAUUCACGUCCUUGAAUGCGGCUAGUCGUAACGGCAGUCCUUUCACACCGACAAAGAAUCCGGCCGAUCAACGUGUUGCACCAACACAUCCGCUCAAGCGACAGUUGAGUAACGGCACUCCGGGCUCACCCGGGAAGGAAGAGCUCGGCGAGGAAGACGAAGAAGGCAAUGGCCGGCGAAGCAAGCGGCUCAAGAAAGAGUUGCUGGUUCCCAUAUGUCGCUGCUUCGUCCUCCCCAACCGCGAAUACCUCGAGAUGAUAAGAGCGAUCCGCGAGAAGUGUCUUGUCGGCGAUGGCCAAUUUGGCUUUGAGGAUGGCGGCAUAUAUUCUCUUAAGCAGUUCCAGGAAAAGGCCUCGGAGUUCAAGCAAAACUACUUCCAGAAGAACAUGCCGUACGACUCGGCAAACAACUGUCAUCGCCCGGUAACGGAGGACGAUGUCGAGCGGGAAUUCUGGCGCCUUGUGUCUAGCAUCGAUGAGACUGUGGAAGUGGAAUACGGCGCCGAUAUACACUGCACCACGCACGGCUCCGGCUUCCCGACCAUCGAGAAGAACCCCGACGACCCAUAUUCGACUGAUCCUUGGAAUCUCAACCUCCUUCCCCUGCAUCCCGAAAGCCUGUUCCGGUACAUCAAAACCGACAUCUCGGGCAUGACAGUACCCUGGGUCUAUGUCGGCAUGAUAUUCUCUACCUUUUGCUGGCACAACGAAGACCACUACGCGUACUCGGCCAACUAUCAGCACUUUGGGGCGACCAAGACCUGGUACGGCAUUCCCGGCGAAGACGCUGAGAAGUUUGAGGCUGCUAUGAAGGAGGCCGUGCCGGAUCUUUUCGAGACCCAGCCGGACUUGCUGUUUCAGCUUGUCACGUUGCUUCCCCCAGAAAAGCUGAAAAAAGCUGGCGUCCGUGUCUAUGCCGUAGACCAACGUGCAGGACAAUUUGUCGUGACAUUCCCUCAAGCGUAUCACGCAGGCUUCAAUCACGGCUUCAAUUUCAACGAGGCCGUCAAUUUUGCUCCAAGUGAUUGGGAACCAUAUGGCCUCGCCGGGGUAGAGAGACUCCAGCAAUUCCGCCGUCAACCAUGCUUUUCUCACGAUGAGCUUCUCUGGACUGCUGCCGAGGAAGUGACUAGUGCUAGCACUGGACCGCUAACAAUCCAAACCGCAAAAUGGCUAGCACCAGCGUUUGAGCGAUUAUACAAUCGAGAAGUGACAUCUCGAAAUAUCUUCAUGUCUAGGCAUCAGGAGAUGGCACACCGCUGUCCCCUGGCCGAAAAUGAGAACAGUGCAAAAACGGAGAGCCUUGCGACAAACUGCCCACUGGAGUCUGUGGUCGAUGAUGCCAAGGUUGCUGAAGAGGAAUACCAGUGUUCCCACUGUAAAGCCUUUACAUACCUAUCUCGGUUCAAGUGCGUGAAGACGGGCAAAGUCCUCUGCUUGCAGCAUGCCGGCUUCCAUCAUUGCUGCCAGGCGCGAGAGACCAGCCGGUUUUUCGGAGAGGCCCAUAUCCUGACCUAUCGGAAGUCUCUGGACGAGAUGUCGGCUAUCUACAAGAAGGUUUCCGAAAAAUCCCAGCAGCCUCAAGCCUGGGAGGACAAGUACGAAAAGCUGCUGGAUGAGGAUGCAACACCCUCAUUGAAGACUUUGCGGGCACUGCUUAACGAGGGAGAGCGCAUUCCGUACGAGCUGGCUUCAUUGCCAAUGCUGCGAGAAUUUGUCGAUCGGUGCAACAAAUGGGUCGAGGAAGCCACAACAUAUAUUGUGCGCAAGCAGCAGAAUCGCCGCAAGAACGAGAAAACCUGGCCAGGUGGUUCCCGCAAGUCAAUAAGCGGCAGUAGCGCCGAGGUGGACGACAAAGAACGGGAUUCUCGCAACAUCUCGAACAUCUACCGUCUGCUUAGCGAAGCAUCCCAGAUUGGGUUUGACUGCCCCGAGAUUCUGCUCCUGCAACAGCGAGCCGACGCGAUCAAGAUCUUCCAAGAAGACGCACACCGGGCGUUGUCACACGCUUCCUCCCAGACUGUGGACACGAUCGAAAAGCUCCUGGAUGAGGGUCAUAGUUUUAACGUGGAUGUGCUCGAAGUCGAAAAUCUAACAAGAUUUCUCGAUGAGCUGAAAUGGACGCAAAAAGCAGAGACAAGCCGCGGCGUUUACAUGACAUUGGAAGACGUCCUGAAGCUUGUUGAAGAAGGCCAGCGACUCGAGAUAUCGCCCUACAACGACCUCAUGACGUACUUUGACGAACGCGCCGUCGCAGGAAAGCAGUGGGAAAGAACGGCUAAAGAACUUCUCGGCGCCGAGUCGGUGCACUACGUGCAGCUGGAAGCUCUAUCGAAGCAAGCAACAAGCGGGACAAUACCGGUGUCUGAGGCAACGCUAGUAGCAAUCGACCAGAUGCUCCACAAGCUUCGAGACGCGCAGCGGCAGAUCACAGACCUGAACACGCGAUCGCACGACUCAGAAUACCGUAACCGGCCGCGAUAUUCAGAAGUUGUAAGUCUCAUGACCAAGAUCGAGGAGCUUCAGGCCAAACCCGGAGGGACCUUGGAUCUGGAGAAAGAGCAGAAGCGCAACGAAGAUUGGAUCCGCAAAGGAAAGCGAGUCUUUGGCAAGACAAAUGCGCCUCUGUAUAUCUUCAAGUCGCACUUGGAGUAUGUGCUCGACCGGAACAACGACUGUUUCGACACGGUUUACGACAAGCCUCGUACGCCGACAGAACCGGCGUCGCGGGAGCCCAGUCCGGACUCGACGUCGCCGCAGAAGAAGAACUCUCGGAGCCGGACCGUGUAUUGCAUUUGCCGCCGUGUUGAAGCCGGCAUGAUGAUAGAAUGUGAGGUGUGCCACGAAUGGUACCACGGGAAAUGUCUGAAGAUUGCACGGGGUAAAGUCAAGGAAGACGACAAGUACACUUGUCCGAUAUGUGACUGGCGGCUCAAAAUCCCGCGCGAUGCAGCUCGACCGGAUCUGGCCUCGUUGAUCAGCCUAUUCAACGACAUUCCUAAUCUUCCUUUCCAACCGGAGGAGGAGCAGAUUCUCGAGGACAUCAUACAGGGUGCGAUGGAAUUCCACGACAAGAUCGAGCCGUAUCUGGAUCCAGCUCGAGAGUCGGAGAUCGACGUGGACAUAUUGCGGUACUACCUGCGGAAGAUUGAGGGUGCCGAGAUACUCCUGACCCACGAGACCAACUUCUUCCGGCAGGCACUCCACAAACGCGUGCCCAUUGCGCUAGAAGCACCGCCGAUGAUUGAAGAGUCGAAGAGCACGCGCAAGCCGCGGCCGACAAAGCUGCAAAAGAUGAUGGCGCAAUUCCAGGUGGAUGACCCGGAAGAUCUGCCAGAACGAGUCAGGUUGCGAGCAAACAGCACACGCCGCAGGAUGCUGAACGCGGCAGAUACGACCACAACAGCCUUCCGGGCGUCUGGACCGAUUGGCCCAUUGGCUCUCGGCAGUCCUUCCCAGUCGCAAGAACAAAACUCGUCUCUGGCGACACUGCGGCGCAACAACGCAACGACGUCGUCCCCAAGCCAUGCAGCUGCGGCUGCUUUUGACAGCCACUCGCACGGACGCGUAUUGAGCAGUGCCUCCAAUGGAGACCGACGAACAGGACCUUUCCCGAUGCAGCUCGACAGAGGAUACGGCACGCACUCGAAGGCUGAUAGCAGCAUCAGCGGGCCUCCGACAUCAGAGCAGUCUGGCGAGAUAUCAAGGCUUCUAUCUUCACACGAGGACUCGGUGUUGAAGGAGCGGCUUUUGCGGGGUGACUUUGGUACGGCGGACAUCAAGGCGCUGCCGGAAAAGGAUAAGGAAUCGGUUUUUGAACUUCUGCUGCGGAAUGCAGAAGGCUCUCGGCGAGCACGAGAGUUAUUUGGCCGAGGUGAAGAUGGACGGUCAGGAGCAGACGACGAUAGCGCGGACCGUAUGGAUGUGGACAAGGCAGAGCAAGAGACGUUCGGCACUGGUGACGACAAAAAGGGGGGCAUCGGAAAAGCAGAAAGUGUGGCCAAGGCGGUGGCGGCGAAUCUAUCGGCUGGAUUUGCGGAGAAAGAGAGUGAGGCUGGGGGUAAGUGA